AAGAGGAUGCUGAACAGAGAGCUGUCCCAUCUGUCAGAGAUGAGUCGCUCUGGUAACCAGGUGUCUGAAUACAUCUCCAGCACCUUCCUGGACAAGCAGAACGAGGAGGAAAUCCCGUCUCCCACCCUGAAGGACAAACCUAUGAGUCACAUUAGCGGCGUGAGGAAACUGUCUCACAGCUCCAGCCUCUCCAGCUCCUCAAUGCCUCGCUUCGGUGUCAACACAGACCACGAGGAUGAGCUCGCCAAGGAGUUGGAGGAUCUGGACAAGUGGAGCUUCAACAUAUUCAGAGUCGCAGAAUUCUCCAGCAACAGACCCCUCGGCUGCAUCAUGUACACAAUCUUCCAGGAGCGCGAGCUGUUGAAGACGUUUCGAAUCCCAGUCGACACCUUUGUCACCUACGUGAUGACCCUGGAGGACCAUUACCAUGGAAACGUAGCGUACCACAACAGCCUCCAUGCUGCGGAUGUCACCCAGUCCACACAUGUCCUGCUGUCCACACCUGCUCUUGAUGCCGUCUUCACUGACCUGGAGGUCCUCGCCGCUCUGUUCGCUGCAGCUAUCCAUGACGUCGACCACCCUGGAGUCUCCAAUCAGUUCCUCAUCAACACCAACUCUGAACUGGCCCUCAUGUACAACGAUGAGUCAGUGCUGGAGAACCAUCAUCUCGCUGUCGGCUUCAAGCUUCUGCACCAGGAAAACUGUGACAUUUUCCAAAACCUCACCAAGAGACAGCGCCAGAGCCUUCGCAAGCUCGUCAUCGACAUGGUGUUGGCCACAGACAUGUCCAAACACAUGACCCUGCUGGCUGAUCUGAAGACCAUGGUGGAGACGAAGAAGGUGACGAGUUCUGGAGUUCUGCUGCUCGACCACUACACAGAACGAAUACAGGUGUUGAGGAACAUGGUGCACUGUGCUGACCUGAGCAACCCCACCAAGGCGCUACCGCUGUACCGACAGUGGACGGAGAGAAUCAUGGAGGAGUUUUUUCGACAGGGGGACAAAGAGCGAGAGAGAGGGAUGGAGAUCAGCGCCAUGUGUGACAAACACACGGCGUCUGUGGAGAAGAGUCAGGUGGGUUUCAUCGACUACAUCGUCCAUCCGCUGUGGGAGACGUGGGCCGACCUGGUGCACCCAGACGCCCAGGAACUCCUUGACACGCUGGAGGAGAACAGGGAGUGGUACCUGAACACCAUGCCCCAGUCUCCUUCGCCUCCCCCAGACAGACACCUUCAACAAGACCGCUUCCAGUUCGAAAUCACCCUGGAGGACGUGGAGCACAACAACCACAACCACGUGCACCUGAGGAACAGCAACGGCGAGGGGGGAGCAAUCUGCAACGUAGACAGCACGCAGGAGGACGAGGAGGAGCCCAAUGGUGAGGGACAGAACCACGCAGAAGCUGAGAAGGAAGAAGACGAGGAGAAUCACAACAGUAAACAGAAUGGAGUCCCGGAUGGAGACGAGGAGGAGGAGGAGGAGGAGGAGGAAGAGGAAGAGGAGGAGGCCAGAGAAGAGACGGAAGCGCAGGAAAACACGGAACAGGAAAAUGGAGAGGAGCAAUUAGAAGAGGAUGGAGCAGAGCAGAUGGAUGAAAUGGAAAAAGAAGAAGAUCAUGGAGAGGAGGCGGAGGAGACUAAAGAGGAAGAGGAGGAGAUGGACAAAAGUCAGGGGGAUCAACAGGAGGACGACGAGGAAGAAUUCGUAGAAAAGGAGGAGGUAGAAGAGAGUGAGAAAGAUGGUGAGGGGGAGGAGGAAAAUGAGGAGGCAGAAGUGGAAGAUGAGGAAGAAAUCAUAGAAAAGGAGGAGGUAGAAGAGACA
Molecule: messenger RNA, 1821 nt
Organism: Paralichthys olivaceus (Japanese flounder)
Lineage: Eukaryota; Metazoa; Chordata; Actinopteri; Pleuronectiformes; Paralichthyidae
Source: RefSeq, a predicted model, not a curated record